Molecule: messenger RNA, 3111 nt
Organism: Eleginops maclovinus (Patagonian blennie)
Lineage: Eukaryota; Metazoa; Chordata; Actinopteri; Perciformes; Eleginopidae
Product: voltage-gated potassium channel subunit beta-2-like
Exons: 15
Coding region: 85-1461 (458 amino acids)
Biological process (GO): potassium ion transport; regulation of action potential; transmembrane transport
Cellular component (GO): extrinsic component of cytoplasmic side of plasma membrane; voltage-gated potassium channel complex; juxtaparanode region of axon
Molecular function (GO): potassium channel regulator activity; transmembrane transporter binding; voltage-gated potassium channel activity
Source: RefSeq, a predicted model, not a curated record
CCACACUGAAAGCAGUCUAGAGGCUGCUCUGCGAGGCAUUGGGCUAAAACACACUACUGUAUCUGGACACCGCCAAUCUCAAUCAUGAGCAGUGUAGUCCAGAACCCCUACAUCGGACGGACUGCAACCGGUCGGAUGCCAAAGCCUGGGGGCAGUGGAAGGGCGCCACCUGGGGGCCGAGACAGCAGUGGCAUAUGUCGAAGCAGUAGCAUCAGCAGUGCAAAUGGGGGGUCUGGCGGAAAGAUACUUUCCCUGUCAUCCAUGAGUGAGAGUUUGCACAGUGGCCUGAGCUGUUUCUUGUCAGAGCAAGCCCUGGAGCAGGAGGAAAAGCAGCAGCGCAGCAGCCAGUUAGCAGAGUUUCAGCGCCUGAGAGAGGUCCGUGCAGCUGCUCAGCUCAAAAAUCUGGAAGAUUUUCUGAGGAUGAACCAUGUUUCCCUCAGGGACAGCAUGUCUUACUCUACUGGCAUGAGUUACAGAAAUCUUGGGAAAUCGGGGCUAAGAGUGUCCUGUCUUGGAUUAGGCACGUGGGUUACCUUUGGAGGCCAAAUAAAGGAUGAGGUAGCAGAGGAGCUGAUGACACUGGCAUAUGAAAAUGGGAUCAAUCUGUUCGACACAGCUGAAGUUUAUAGUGCUGGAAAGGCUGAAUCUGUCUUGGGAAGUAUCAUAAAGAAGAAGGGAUGGAGGCGUUCCAGUCUAGUCAUCACCACCAAAAUCUUCUGGGGCGGAAAAGCAGAAAUGGAAAGGGGAUUGUCUAGAAAACAUAUAAGUGAAGGUCUACAGGCAUCACUAGAGAGACUUCAGCUGGAGUACAUAGAUGUUGUUUUUGCGAAUCGACCAGACCCUAACACUCCAAUUGAAGAGACGGUGAGGGCAAUGACUCAUGUGAUCAACAAGGGGAUGGCUAUGUAUUGGGGGACAUCACGAUGGACCUCCAUGGAUAUCAUGGAGGCAUACUCGGUGGCUCGACAGUUCAACCAAAUCCCACCCAUCUGUGAACAGACAGAGUAUCACAUGUUCCAGAGGGAGAAGGUAGAAGUGCAACUCCCUGAACUCUUUCACAAGAUAGGCAUUGGAGCUAUGACAUGGUCUCCACUGGCCUGUGGGAUCAUCUCAGGGAAGUAUAACAGUGGGAUCCCGUCCUAUUCACGUGCCUCGCUUAAGGGAUAUCAAUGGAUGAAAGACAAGGUCCUGAGUGAGGAGGGGCACCGGCAGAAGGUGAAGCUCAAAGAGCUGCAGGCAGUUGCUGAGCGACUGGGUUGCACUCUGCCCCAGCUGGCUAUUGCAUGGUGCCUGAGGAAUGAGGGGGUGAACUCUGUCCUGCUGGGAGCUUCCAGAACGGACCAGCUGAUGGAGAAUAUCAAAGCAAUUCAGGUUCUGCCGAAGUUAUCUCUGUCCAUUGUAUCUGAGGUUGAUAACCUCUUGGGAAACAAGCCCUAUAGUAAAAAGGACUUCAGAUCCUAGGAGCAUUAGAGCUGAGCUGUCGUGCUAUCCUGCAGCCAGCCAAUGAGAGACAGCAACCAUAUUAGCAAUAUGUAAAAAGGUGAAGCAACAAGCCAAAAGAAAAAAUGCUGCUUUGCAUUUCACCAAGUCAAUGCACUGUCAAUCUACUUUAAACAUUUGCACUUAUUGCCACUUAAUAAUUGGUAAGUUGUAUAAUAUGCAGUACUUGUUUUAGUAGUUUGUGUGUUUCCACGACCAGCAGAGCCACUUAAGCUCUAAAGAAAAUAACUGAUGGUUCAGAAAGUAAGGCAGGCUUCAUCACUAUCUGCCUACUGCUGCCUCAGCAGCACAUUAAACACAUGUUGCACAAGACCUGAAAACCUACAAAGCAUUAGGGUGUGAUGGAUGAGCCCUUUCAAUGUAAUAACUACAUCUAUAAUAAUUUUAUAUUUAAACCUUUUAUGCUCUUAACCUUUUUCUUUUAUGUUUUUGACACUCUGCUCACUAUCUCCAAUUGCAGACUGCGGUUUCCAAUGCAUGUUGGCAAUUAAACCUGAUACAACCCAAAAAUAUACUACUUAAAAGAAUUUGCCCAUUUGAAACUAAUGCACCAGCACUGGUAAAACAGUGGUUUAGCUGAUUUUAAGGUACCUGCAUGUUUGCAGGACAUCUGAUGGAUAAACAACACAUGCUGACUUAUUAAUCGUUACAGCACCAAAACUGAACAACUAUUUGUUAGCAUGUUGAAAAGUUGUCCAGACACGUUUUGUAAAAUGUCACUAUUACAACAUUUCAUUGUUUGUCCUCGUGGUAACCACUUGCGUGAGAUCCUUUUCCUGUAAAUACUACAGAUACUUAAACAUUUGUCAUUGCGCAACAAUAAAAACUAUUGAUUUUAAUGACGUGUUAAAUUAUAAAUAUUGUUUUUAUUAUAUGUUAGUACACCAUUAUAUUUAUUUACAUUAAUGUAUUUCAAUGUCAUGUGCAUAAAAAUAAAGAAAAUAUUCUGUCUUUUAACCGUAAAAUGACUUAUUCUUCCUUUGUGCCCACUUGAUUAUUGCAAUGGGAUUCUCUCCCUUUUGAACUUUGAACCAUUUCACUACCUGAUUUUACCCUUACCUGAUACGCUUGCUCUUGCGCUUGACUCAGAGCGCGGAUCUCGAAAACACUAUUUUAGAGACCCCCCAACAUUUCCCAAAUCAUGUUUUCGGGGGGUCUCGUGUCAGUUUCAGGGGGUCUCGGAUCCCCCGAGUCCCCCCGUAGUUCGGACACUGGCUAAGAGACAUUUCAGAUUUGAGAAAAAUACAAGUUUGUAUUGUUAAAAUUGUUAGAAGGAAAAAAACAACAACAAUAUACACUAUAAAGACAAAAGUAUUGGAUCAUCUACACAUUACACCUACAGGAGCUUUCGUGACAUCCCAUUCCAAAUUCUUAGGCAUUAAUACGAAGUUUUUUUUUUAAAAAUGUAUGUUUGGUAGCUUCACAUAACUCUCAUAAUGACACAUCAGAAAUCGGAACAGCCCCCCUGAUCUGGCCUUAUGUCUGGUAUGAUUGCACAUUGGUCACUGAUACUCAGGGAGACAUCAGGAAUAAAACAGCCUAAUCUUCGAUCAGUUCACCCGGCUUCAUGUUUUGUUUCUAUUCAUUUUGAGCUUCAGCCCCCAGGCUUUA